Messenger RNA from Pantherophis guttatus, 3805 nucleotides. It is a transcript of the gene C2CD2L, whose product is annotated as C2CD2 like. Lineage: Eukaryota; Metazoa; Chordata; Lepidosauria; Squamata; Colubridae. The record is from RefSeq and is a predicted model, not a curated record. Gene Ontology annotation, biological process: positive regulation of insulin secretion involved in cellular response to glucose stimulus. Gene Ontology annotation, molecular function: phosphatidylinositol binding; phosphatidylinositol transfer activity. Gene Ontology annotation, cellular component: cytoplasmic side of apical plasma membrane.
AUGGAAGCAGCGGCGGCGGUGGCGCCGGGCCUGGGCUGGGGCUGGGCGGCGCUGGUGCUGCUCUUCGCCGCCUCCCUGCUCACCGUCUCGGCCUGGCUGUUGCAGCUCGGCCGGAGCCUAUGGCGCGGCCGCGGACGGGCGGCAGAAGCCCAGCCGAGCCAGGCGGCCCCCUCCGGCCUCUGGGCGGCCGUGCUGCGCCUGGGCGCGGGCCGCGAGGGCGCGGGGGGCAGCUGUCCGGCGGCCGGGGCCCGCGGCUUGCUCGCCUCGCUCUUCGCCUUCCGCGCCUUCCGCGAGAACUGGCAGCGAGCCUGGCUGCGCGCCCUCAACGACCAGGCCCGCCAGCACGGGAGCUCAGUCCAGAUCACGUUUGAGGAAAGCCCUCGGCAGUUGCCGGCCGUAACUAUCAGCCACGUGGCCUACACUGACCAGUCGGAUCGCAGGAUGGUGCUCCACUGCCUCCUUUCAACUGGCACGCUGCAGUUCCCAGUCUUGGUUGCCCAGCAGUCCCCGGCAGCUGUGUCCAUGGACACCUAUUGCGUCUCUCUGGUGGUACAGCAGGCCCAGCUGGAGAUCCACCUGGAGGAGGUGGAGGGCGAGGGGCUGCUGGUCUCCUGGGCAUUCAAAGACAGGCCUGACCUGAAGCUCUCCAUCCCGCCAAGACCCCAGCCGCACCAUGAAAACGAUGGGAAGGCGGACUUGUCUAUUAUCAAGAAUCUGAUUGAAGACUCCAUUAUCAGCACCCAGCCUGCCAUGAUGGUGAACCUGAAGGCAUGCAUUAUGAAUGCCAGCACGGAGACCAGCAGCAGGCCAUCCCCGGGAUCCCUCUCCAGCUCAGCGCCUGUCCUGAUGCCCAAACUGCUUCUCCAGCACCUGCGAGCUCUGCACCUGGGAUCCCAGGAGAGCCAAGGAAACGGGCUGCUGUGCUGUGAGGUGGAGUUGGACAGCCCUCGGCAGCAAAAGAGAACGGCCCCUGUGCCGCCUGGUCCGGCCGCUGAGGUGGAGUGGCCCGGCAAGCUGCUUCUGGAGCUUGGUCCCCGGAGCAAAGAGCUGGUGCUGAGGGUGUUGGAAGGCAGCCCUUCUGGAGAGGACGUGCUCCUGGGAUUUGUGGCUGUCCCUGUAGACCCCUCCUCCAAAGAGCCGCAGGGGCAGCAGCUCUACCUGCUGAGUCCAGGGCCCGCCCGGGAUCUGCCCCCAGCAGCAGCCAUUGCCGUGGAGCUGCUCCACCAGGACAUGCCAGAGCUCCAGGCUGCCUCCUCCCUGCGCACCAGCAUCACUCCCACCAAGAAGAUCGAGAUGGGCCGGACCAUAAUGCCCGAUGGCACUAUUGUCACUACCGUCACCACCAUCCAGUCCAGGCCCAAACUGGACUGUAAACUUGAUUCCCCCUCCAGAUCUCCAUCCAAAGUGGAAGUUACGGAGAAGGUCACCACGAUGCUUCCAGAAAAUGGCUGUCCCAGCAGAGCGUCUCCCUGCAGUAGCAGGAGCAGUUGCGUGUCCAACGGCCUAGAUCCGGUGGCCGAGACAGCCAUCAGGCAGCUGACGGACCUGACCAAUAAGCCUGCCAAGAAGACUCCGACCAAGCGCAGUACGCUGAUCAUCUCGGGAGUUUCCAAGGUACCCAUCGCCCAGGAUGAAAUGGCCCUCUCCCUUGGCUAUGCCGUGUCAUUGGGGAAUUCCCUGCAGGAAGACUCCAUCAUGACUGGUCUGUCAGAAUAUGCGCCACCAAGCAUCUGCGAUACUACGCAGCAGCUGGAAAAUUCAUACUCGCCUCAGAUGGCGAGCCAGGAUCUGGACGAAACAACCUAUUCAGACAUCUCUGAGAGACCCUCAGUGGAUGACGUGGAAUCCGAAACCGGCUCGACAGGAGCCCUGGAGACUCGGAGCCUGAAAGAUCACAAAGUGGGCUUCUUGCGAAGUGGCACCAAGCUGAUCUUCCGGAGGAAGAACAAGCAGAAGGAGGCUGGCCUCAGCCAGUCGCAUGAUGACUUGCCCAACGCCAGCACCGCCUCUGCCCCCAGGAAGAAAUCUGGAAGCUUCUCUCGGCGCCUCAUCAAGCGCUUCUCCUUCAAGGGCCGGGCAAAGAGCAAAUCCAAUGGGAGCACCCCCCCGUCGGUGGAGAAGCCCUGAGGAGCCGCUGCGUCGGCCGUCUUCCGAAGCCCCCCUGACUGUCACCAGUGGUUGUCUGCUGUCUAUCCACCAUGGCCCCAAUCCCCCUGUCCUCCUGUGCAAAGGGAGUGAAGGCCGGCGGGUGGGUGGGAAGUCUUGCCAGUAGCCAUAGGAAACAGACGCUUGGUGGCAUGAGGAGUGUAACGUAGCCCUCUGAGCAUCUGCUGAGCACUCCUCUUUUAGCCUAGGUGGGGUGGGGGGCAGCCCCCAUGGCGGCCUGAAUCUGAAAUCUGUGGUGUGUGUGUGUGUGUGUGUGUGUGACAGAGAAAGGUUUUAUGGUGGCAUAUCCAACAACUGCCACUCUGCCUGCCAGGCUCUGUUGAACAACAAGGGCAAAUAGCUGGCGGGUUCAUGGGACAUGAGGAGGAGGACAGUCAAGCCAGGCUCUUGGGUCCCGAAAUGUGGCUCCGAAGACCCUUCCUUCAGUGGCAGAGCCCUCAACCCGGCCUUGGUUGCUGCCAGGAAGGAGCUAGAGAACUUCCAAGCAGAAGUCGCCUGCGGCUGCUUGCUAGAUCUCUUCCUUGGGAGACUUGGUGGCAUGGAAUGGAGGCACCUUGCUGAGUUCCCCGUCUGUUGCCUGGCACAGAAGGGAUGGGGAGAAAGGAGGUGCCGUCUGCUGGACACAGCCCUGGAGGCUCCCCAAGAGAGAGAGACUGGACUGCACUUUCCUGACGUCCAGCUGGAUGCCGUUCCUGACCCUGGAGAUGCGCAUGAAUCGGGGGAGGACCCUUGCUGAGGCUGGGCUGGCCCCUCCCUGCAGGUUCCUGGAAACAGACUGUGGGUGGGACAAUAAGGAAAUCGCUGUUUUGUUACCUAGAAGUCAGGUUUUGGGACAAAUUUGGAACAGGCUUCACUGAAACCCCACAUUUCUCAUUGGAAAUGGGUGUGCGUCAAAGGCAAUUGCAGAUGGGAUGGCUCCCCUUUCCUUGGAGCAGGUUGAACCCUGUCUAGCCCCCAACCCAACCCUCCACUGGACUACUCUUCUGACUGCCUGGGUCUGCAGGUCAGGGCUCUUGCUGUCCCGUCAGCCGAUCCCUCAGGGGAACAGCAGGCUUGUGCCUGGAAAGGAAUGCCUGCAGCUUUCCCCACAUAGGGCUGCACGCAGAGUACCCCCCCCCACCCCCCUUGCUGCAAGGCAGGUUUGUCACAGAAGGCCCCGGCUGGGUCUGGCUGCCUUGGCCUUCAGGCGGGAGUGCCAGGGCAUCAAAACUGCCUGUGGGGGUUGGGGGUACGUCAGGAUGGGUUUGUCUGCCCAGGGAGGGGAGGGGAUGGAGGUGGGCACAUUGCUCCUGUUGACCCUCCAUGCGUUUCCCCCGGGGUGUCCUGGAGGGCAGUUUCUAUGAUUGUCCCUGUCAGUUCGGUUGGAGGGGGGGAAAGUGAAGAUUUCGAUUUAGGCUGUUCAGUUGAGGCUUUGCAGUGAGACUGGCUGUACUAUGUUCCUCUCCUGACCUCCCGCUGGCUGCAACCCUGUGAUUUGACUCAAGCCUGUCCUAGUGUUGCAGAUCACUCUGUAUUUGCCGAUUUGCUACCUUUGCCCUGUUUGUCCAGCCUUGAAGGAAUUAUUUGUAGAUUUACCUUUGGAACCCUUUGGAUCAGGGUUUCAUUUCUAAGAGGGGUGAAGAUAAAGAGUUAGCCCUGC